AUGUCGAUUGUUAAAGAUUGUCAAAUUCGUGCUGAAAAUAUUACAUUUGUUCCAAAACCGAUUACAAUUACUGUAUCUGGUCUGCCAGCACCGAAUGCAAAUGAAUCAAUACGUAAAAAUGCACAAGUUAUUCCUGUACCAGCAGAUCCUAAACUUUAUGUCCCUGAGGGAUUUACUGUCAAAUUAUAUUUCGCGAAUCUUACAUCACCACGGUAUCUUAUUUAUACACCUUCUGGUGAUAUACUUGUUAGUGAAUCAAAUGCAAAUCGUAUUUCUUGCUUAGUCGAUACAAACAAUGAUGGAAAUCCAGAUGAACGAAUGACGUUUGCCGACGCUUCAAAUGGUCUCGAUCGACCCUUUGGAAUGGUUUUUAUUAACAAUUCUUUUUAUGUGGGUAGUCGAAAUGCAGUACGUCGUUAUCCAUGGGUGAAUGGAAGCCGAAAAAUUGAAGGUACUGGUGACGUUAUCAUGACCUAUGGUUCGAAUGGACAUUGGACACGAACUGUUGUCAUGCCACCAUCAGCUGAUAAACUCUUUGUUAGUAUCGGUUCAGCAUCAAAUGUUGAGGUUGAAGAUUUACCGCGUGCAAGCAUUCAACAAGUUAAUUUUGAUGGUACUAAUAACAAAACAUUUGCCUCUGGUCUUCGUAAUCCUGUCGGUUUAGCAUUUCAUCCGGUAACAAAUGAAUUAUAUGUUGCUUGUCAAGAACGUGAUCUUAUUGGUGAUAAUCUUGUACCUGAUUUUUUUACACGCGUACAAGAAAAUGAAUUUUACGGGUGGCCUUAUGCAUAUCUCAGUUCAAAUUUAACUGAUCCAAGACGACGUUUAGAGAAUGGAACAAGUGAACGACCUGAUUUAGUAUCGGCUACACGAACACCAGAUGUUCUAUUUCAAGCUCAUUCUGCUGUUCUUGAUAUGCGUUUUUAUACUAGUACACAAUUUCCUGAUCGAUAUAGAAAUGGCGCAUUUGCAGCAUUACAUGGUUCUUGGAAUAAAAAUGAAGGAACAGGUUAUAAAAUUGUUUUUAUACCAUUUAAUAAAGAUACUAAUCGACCAUUAGGAUCAUAUGAAGAUUUUAUUUAUGGAUUCUUAACAGAUCCAUCGGGUCCAUUAACAUAUGGUAGACCAGUUGGAUUAUUAGUAUUAAAAGAUGGAAGUCUUUUAUUUAGUGACGAUGGAAAUCAUCGAUUAUAUCAAGUACAAUAUAAUUCGACGACUAGUAGUGGUCGAAUUUACUUUAUAUCAAUGAUACUUAUCUUUAUUUGUGCUAUUUUUUCAAUCUAA
Messenger RNA from Adineta steineri, 1284 nucleotides. Lineage: Eukaryota; Metazoa; Rotifera; Eurotatoria; Adinetida; Adinetidae. The record is from the annotation of a GenBank genome assembly.